UGCACCCUACAGCUGAUUGCUUGUACGAGGGAGCCACAGCGGCUUGGGUUUCGCAUACACACGCCAUGGGCACCAGCAACGCGCGAUGGCUGAUGCUCGUGUCGUGUCUGGCCGUCAUGGCCCUGGCGGGGGGAGUAAAGGCGACGGUCGGCGGGUUCGCGAGGGCGGACGGGGCGCGGUUCACGGUGGGCGGCCGGCCGUUCUACCCGAACGGCUUCAACGCAUACUGGCUCAUGUACAUGGCGUCGAACCCCGCCGACCGGAGCAAGGUGCUCGACGUGCUGGACCAGGCGUCCCGCCUCGGCGCGACGGUCAUCAGGACGUGGGCCUUCAGCGAUGGGGGCAGCAACCGGCCGCUGCAGACCACCCCCGGCGUGUACAGCGAGGACGUGUUCGUGGGACUAGACUUCGUGAUCGCCGAAGCGAAGAAGCGAGGUCUCUACUUGAUCCUGAGCCUGGUGAACAACUGGGGUGACUUUGGUGGGAAGAAACAGUACGUGCAGUGGGCCAAAGACCAGGGCCACAACCUGGGCUCCGAGGACGACUUCUUCAGGGACGCCCUCACCCAGCAAUUGUACAAGAAACACGUCGAGAAGGUGCUGACGAGGAUCAACAGCUUCACGGGGGUGGCGUACAAGGACGAGCCCAGCAUCUUUGCAUGGGAGCUGAUGAACGAGCCCCGCGUCCCGACCGACCCCUCCGGGAAGACCAUGCAGGCCUGGGUCACGCUCAUGUCCUCCUACGUCAAGUCCAUGGACGAUAAGCACAUGGUGGAGGUCGGACUCGAGGGGUUCUACGGGGAGUCCACGCCGGAGCUCAAGCGGAUCAACCCUGGCGGAGACUCCGCGGGCACCGACUUCAUCGGAAACAACCGCAUCCCCACCGUCGACUUCGCCACCAUCCACUACUACCCCGACGUGUGGCUGCCGGGUUCGACCAGGGAGCAGCAGGUGGAGUUCUGGAAGACGUGGAUGGCCUCGCACAUCGAGGAAACGGCGAAGGCGCUGCGGAAGCCGCUGGUGGUGGCUGAGUUUGGAUGGAACUCCGUCGGCAGCGCGGUGGCGGCGCGGGACGACUACUUCCGCAUGGUGUACGACGCCAUCUACGCGUCGGUGAAGGGGGGCGGGCCGUGCGCCGGGGGCCUCUUCUGGCAGGUCCUGGCGCCCGGGAUGGAGAGCUGGGCCGACCGCUACGCCGUCGUGCUUGAGCGCAGCUCCACCACCGCCGCCAUCGUCUCCCAGGAGUUCGCUAGGAUCGCCGGAAUCACGCCGUGAGUCUAGCUUGCGUACAUGCAUCCAUGGGUGUGCGUUCCACCUCGCGCGCGCGUUGGGAAAGCAACCUGCAGGAAGCAAGGACCCACGAGUCGUGUUAGGAUAGUUGCAAUCGUCUAAUUAGGUGCCAGUACAGCCAUAUCCUUCGUUGCAUACAUUUUGCUAUAUUGUGCAUUUAAUUUGUGAUUUCAAAAUUUUAAAAAGACAUAACUUUCAAUCUGCGCAUUGGAAUUACGAUCCGUUUUCAUCAUUGUAAUCCUUGCGACGUGCUCUUCGAAACUAGAUUCCGUAUGGGUAUGUUUUGACGAAUUUUUUUGUGUGCAACUUAAUCCCUAUUCGGUGCAACUGUCUAGGAGUCAAUGUGCAACUACAUGACUGUCGAUGUGCAA
This is a messenger RNA of Triticum dicoccoides, 1660 nucleotides long. Its product is annotated as putative mannan endo-1,4-beta-mannosidase 9. The coding region runs from base 66 to 1274 and encodes 402 amino acids. The record is from RefSeq and is a predicted model, not a curated record. Gene Ontology annotation, biological process: polysaccharide catabolic process. The transcript is spliced from 4 exons. NCBI's taxonomy places the organism in Eukaryota, Viridiplantae, Streptophyta, Magnoliopsida, Poales, Poaceae. Gene Ontology annotation, molecular function: mannan endo-1,4-beta-mannosidase activity.